Lucilia cuprina (Australian sheep blowfly) is the source of this 4944-nucleotide messenger RNA. RefSeq names its product guanine nucleotide exchange factor subunit Rich (gene Rich). The record is from RefSeq and is a predicted model, not a curated record. The transcript has 2 exons. Bases 1 to 4545 code for a protein of 1514 amino acids. Lineage: Eukaryota; Metazoa; Arthropoda; Insecta; Diptera; Calliphoridae. Gene Ontology annotation, biological process: retrograde transport, endosome to Golgi; regulation of GTPase activity; intracellular protein transport. Gene Ontology annotation, molecular function: protein binding. Gene Ontology annotation, cellular component: Ric1-Rgp1 guanyl-nucleotide exchange factor complex; cytosol; Golgi membrane.
AUGUAUUUCCCAAUUGGAUGGCCAAAGGCAGUUAAUUUGGCCUUGCCUGGCGAAAGUAACAAUAUUAAACAUAUCUGUUUCGAUGCUGUAAAAAUUCUCUUAGCGGCUGUAGGAACAGACUUUCUAGGAGUUUGGUAUGCAAAUCCUCUAAUACCUAUAGUAUUCUAUCAAAGAAGUGUCGAAUCUGUGGUGAGCUAUGGUGAGAACAAAUUCGUGAUAUGGAAACCAGAUUCGAGACAAUUAGUAGUACUUACCACGGGAGGUGUUUUAAUACUGUAUCAAGUUGAUUUUGAUGCUAGUGGCAAUGGUAUAUUCCAACAAGUUGAUCCACCAAUGCACAGCUUAAAGCGUGAUUCAGCUGAGUUGUUUAUUAAGGAAAAUAUACCAAAAUUAAGCCUGAAAGAAGUAUGUCUUAUACAACUUAGUUCGACAGUGACAACAGUUUGUUGCAUCAGUUUAACAGAGCUAUUAGUGGCCACAGAAAAAUGUGAAUUAAUGCGCAUACAAUGGUCCGAAUUAGAAUCAGAUGAAUUUGGAGAUUCCGAAUCAAUCGCGGGAGCAAUAAAUCUACGACAAAUUCAGUUUUAUGUAAAUCAACAAUGCAAUUUGAAAACUAUUCCACCAGUGAGACAAGAUUCUUAUGUUGCAUCUUUAGAAUACUCACCAUUUAUAGGUGGAUGUGCAGCUGUGUUUAGCGAUAGAAGAGCAGCAUUUUUAAUAGCGAACCAUUUAAGAUUUGAAGCAGAAAAUAUGCAUGGAUUCUGGAUACCAGAAGUGGAAGAUGCGACAGUAUGUAGUGUUAAUCACAAAUUUCGUCUACUUGCUUAUGGCCGCAAUAAUUCAGAUGUAUCUGUUUAUGCAAUUGAGGAUACAACUGGGGGUCUGGAAUUUUCUCAUCGCUUAUCACUAAAUGCUACUGUAAUGCCCGGAACGUUGGGAGCCGUAAAUGAACUUAAAUGGUCCCCCGAUGGUUGUGUUUUAGUUGUCUCAUGGGAAAACGGAGGGUUAGCAUUAUGGAGUACUUUUGGUGCAUUAUUAAUGUCAUCGUUUUCAUGGGAUUUUGGUAUACACGUUGAUCUGAUACACGAUAAUCCUUUAUGUGUUAGCAAAAUGGAAUGGUCUACGGAAGGUUAUCAAUUGUUUCUAACCUGUAAACAUAAAAAAUUAGAGGACAAAAGUACGGAUGAGCCUUUUAGCAAUGUUUGCCAAUUAAGUUUUGUAAAGAGUGCACUCACAAUGAAUCCAUGCAUGACCUCCCAUCCACAUAUAUUACUUCAAGCCGACGAUACUUUAUAUUUAAAUCAAGGCGAUAAUUUAGAAAAAAUUUAUUUCGGUGGAAAAUUUGUUUUUCCAAAUAACAAAUCUGAAUGUAAUGUGGAAACUGGAGAUAUAAAUCAAGUUGAUGACGAGUGUGUAGAAAUAAAAAAUAGUGUUGAUAUAUCAAGCAUAUUAUCUGAAAGCAAAUAUUGGACAGUUCUGCAAUUGCCUCAAACAUAUGCUGCUACGAAUUGGCCAAUUCGUUAUUCGGCUAUAGACUCCGAAGGACUUCACUUAGCAGUUGCUGGAAGAACUGGGCUGGCCCAUUAUUCGAUGGUCACAAAAAAAUGGAAACUAUUUGGUAAUGAGUCACAAGAAAAAGAUUUUGUGGUAUCAGGAGGUUUACUGUGGUGGAAGGGGUUCAUAGUUUGCGGUUGCUAUUCAUUAUUAGAUCGUACUGAUGAAAUACGAUGUUAUCCAGAAGAGUGUAAGUUAGACAACCAAUUCGGAAAUCGUAUUCAAGUGAGAGCUCCAGUUAUAUCUCUAAAUAUGUUUCGAGAUCAGUUAAUUGCACUCACAGCAGAUGGUAUUGUAACUUUAUUUGCAAUGCGCAAAUGCGAUGCUUAUACAUUAAAGGCUGAUUGUGUUUAUGAGGUCGAUGUCAAAAGCAUUUGCAUACAUCCCGCCUGUAUAGUUUCGCUGACAGUGACUAAUUUACGUAAUGAUUUAACCACUAAAGUACUUGUUUCCGCAGGCAACAAUGAAUCUGCUGAGACUAUUAUUGUUAACGUAUGCGGACGAAUUCUUAUGAUUCAAAGAGACAACAGUAAUAAUGUGGUAAACUCUUUAAUGGCAUCAUGUUUGGCUUCAUGUGUGGAAUGUUUUUGGUUAUCAAAUACUGCGCAGGAAUCUAGCCCAAUGAAAGAUUGUCUGUGGCUAUUUUCAGGUGUACAUGGAAUGAGAGUUUGGUUGCCAAUACUACCGCCAUCUAAUGAACAAAAACGGGAAGCUUCCCAUCGAUUGCACACAUUUAUGUCGAAGCGUAUUAUGCUAUCGUUUCCCUUGAAACUAUAUCCGUUAGUUAUUCUCUUCGAUAAUGUUAUUGUUUUGGGUGUAGAGAACGAGACAACUUUGUAUACGAAUGAAGCGAAUUCCCAUUUUUCAUUGCCGUUUUCUCAAUUAGAACGAAAGUCGCAAGUUUAUUUGCACAAGAUUCUUAGGCAAUUGAUUAAACGUAAUUUGGGAUACAGCGCUUGGGAAAUAGCUCAGUCUUGCCGUCGUCUGCCAUAUUUUCCCCACUCGCUUGAGUUACUACUUCAUGAGGUUUUGGAGGAAGAGGCUACUAGUAAGGAACCAAUACCGGACGCUUUGCUUCCAAGCAUAUUGGACUUUAUUAGAGAGUUUCCAGUUUAUCUCCAAACUAUUGUACAAUGUGCACGUAAAACGGAAAUCGCUCUUUGGCCUUAUCUUUUCUCCAUGGCGGGUAAACCCAAAGAUUUGUUCCAACAGUGCUUAGAAUCCGAAGAACUCGUGACAGCUGCAAGCUAUUUAAUUAUCCUUCAAAAUCUUGAACCGUCAAUAAUUAGUAAACAAUACGCUACACUUUUGCUGGAAAUCGCUCUGCAACAUCGCAACUGGGAACUUGCAAAAGAUCUUAUACGUUUCUUGAAGGCAAUUGAUCCAAACGAAAUCGAUUCACCGCGCUCGUCAAUGGUCGUGAAUGUGAAAAUUGCACCUCCAUCUCAAUCGCAAUCACAGGUUAACCAGAACCCUGACGCAUUCAACUUAGUACUAGGACCCAUAGCUAGGGAACGUAGUUUUUCAACAACUGUGUUGGCUAACAAUACCUCAAAGGAGAAAAAGGAAAAGAUCACAGCAAAUUCGAGCUCAAACAAUGAAAGCUCCACAGCAAACAACACAAGUGGACCAGUGGUUGUAGUACGCCGAAAAUCGGAGCGCAGCAAUUCUACAAAGAAUGAACGACGUGAAACAUUUUGUAUAGAAACAAUUUUACAUCGACAUGCACGAAAACUUUUACAAAAUUGUAAAUUAAUUGAUUUGGGUUACAUGAGCGCUUUUUUGGAUUUUCAUUUGGUAUCUUGGCUAUCGCAGGAGGCUGAUAAAACCGGACGUUUAGAAGAUUACGUUGCAGCUUUAACACUUUUGCACGAAGAACUAAAAUUGCCAACGCCCGCUACACUCUAUACUCCCUCUGAAGAAUCUGAUCACGAUUACAAUCAAAUGCAGAAAAGAUUUCAAAUGGAAAAACAAUUUAACUUACCCCAUGCAUCCAGCCAAACAUCAGAAUCUGGAUAUUUCAGUUUGGCAUUAAUGGACACUCCUACAAGUACCCAAAAUGGUAACAUAACUAUGCAUACAAACAUUCCAUCUAUCAAAGAGAACGAGGAACUACAGUAUUCGUCUUUGUUGCAAACUGCGCCACAUCCAUCUCAAACGGCUGCUGGUGAUUACAAUAAAUCUCGUUCAAAUUCACAAACAUCUCUCGACCAAUCCACCGUAUACAGGCGAUUUUAUUCGCUUAACGAUGAUAUGUCAUCAUCGUCACUAGCACUUGGGUUAAACUGUGUCGAAGUUCAUCACAAAAUUUUACCCGAAAAGUUGGCAAUUAAAAUGCGUUAUCUUCUUCAGUUGUUUAUUGAGGCAAAUUGUAUUGAUUUUGCAUUAGUUCUUUCAAUUCUCCUUCAGGACGCUGCCUCAAUUGGCCGUAUUAUCAAUGUAGUCAUUCGUUCAGAGUCUGUGGCUGCAUGUGGUCGCAUUCAAACAUCUCUUAAACAUGUAGCCCAGUGGUCAUUCGAUGUUGAAUGUGUAUAUCGUUCAUUUAUGAUUUCUCUCCAACCUCACAUCUACCUCUUGGAUCAAUUUAUUCAAACAUCAUCUGCUACAUCGUCAGUGCUAUCAUCUACAACUGGUUUAGCAAACAAUACCCAAUCUAGUCUAAAUCAGACCCGAAAUUCGGAUAACACUGAUCUAAAUGAAUCUACUAAAAGUGGCGAACAUCAUCAGGUGGACUCCCUUAACAAUAUGUUGCAAAGUCACAUCACUCAUCAUCAUUCAACUGGUGGUAACAAUAUAAACAAUGGAAAUUGGGCAUACGACAAGUACACCGCUGAAGAUAAACGUAAUAUUUUGUCACGUCAAUUAAGCGCUGAAAGUGCAAAAAACCCUUCCACGUCAUUUACGCAGCAAUCUAUGCUAAAUGCUAGGCGCUCAUCCUUCCAGCAUCAAAAUUUAGAUCGUAACGAAUCUAGUGGUUGUAAUCUUAUGUAAUUUUGUAUUAAUUUGUUUGAUAUGUUUAUGUAUUAUUUCUUUGAUUUUCUUUGUAUUUUUUUCUCGUUUCUUUUAUUUACGUUCUGCAAUUUUUUCUCGUUAAAAAUGAGUUUUCAUUAAUUUUGUACAAUAAUUGUAAGCAAUAUUAGAAUGAUAUUUUAUAAUGUUUAUAUCUAAAAUCAAUUCUCUUCCUUUAAUAACAUAAAUACAAUAUAUAAAUCUUAUUCAUACACAUGUAAAAAUGCAAUAAUUUAUAGAGCGUUUAUUAUAAAAAUUAUUAAAUUAAUUUCUUUAGUUAAUCAUAAAUCUUAACUUUUAUUCAUACAACGAUUUUAAAUAUAUUAAGAAAAAAUAUGUAAUUAUCUUUUGUUAAUAAAUUAUACAAAAUAACAUACAUAC